Messenger RNA from Trametes versicolor FP-101664 SS1, 2771 nucleotides. Its product is annotated as glycoside hydrolase. The record is from RefSeq and is a predicted model, not a curated record. The transcript has 10 exons. Gene Ontology annotation, molecular function: alpha,alpha-trehalase activity. Lineage: Eukaryota; Fungi; Basidiomycota; Agaricomycetes; Polyporales; Polyporaceae. The coding region runs from base 329 to 2641 and encodes 770 amino acids. Gene Ontology annotation, biological process: trehalose catabolic process.
CGCAAGCUCAAGCUCUGGACUUCGAACGGUCGGAGUGGACGACAUGCGGGGUGCACUUGCAGGAUCCCGACCUGCGGCCAUGACGUCGAAUGAUUGGAAGUUGCCUUGCCCAGCGCGAUCAGGUCAGCAGACCGCCCGCUGCCUCUGAAUUACGGCUCGGCGACCAUCCACAUGCCCCGCCCCGCACGCAUCUGCCAAAUACGAGAAGUGCGCGAGGGGUGGGAAUCGGCGCGCGUCAGCGGCUGGCGGUGACUGAAGACGCUCGAUGUUGGUAUAAAAAGCGGACCUGCGCAACGUUCACCCCUCGUCCACCGACGACCCGGAGAAGAUGCGUUACACGACUGCUGCAGUGGUGCUGACCUCGGCUCUCCUUCAGGGAGCCCAUGCCUUGCCCCAGGCCGCUCCCAGCAGCGCAACGGCGCCGCCCACCGUGACCAUCUCGACUGCGGUGGCAAGUCCCUCAGCUCCGCUUUCGUCGACCAUCCCGUCCCAGGUCCCUGUGCCGCCCAUUCAGUCGUGGUGCCCAAGUAGCAUCUUCUGUGCGGGAGCGCUCAUUCAAACCGUGAACUUGGCACGCCUGUUCCCGGACUCCAAGACUUUCGUGGACAAGCCCACUUCGAAAUCUUCUCAACAAGUGCUCUCGGACUUCAACGCGCUCAAUAACAACAGCGUAACCGAAGGCGAUCUCCUGAAUUUCGUGGACAACGAUUUCAGUGGAGAAGGUCUCGAACUUGAGGCUGUGACGAUUGCGGACUUCAAGGACGAACCGUCUUUCCUAAACGGAGUUGCGGACCCCUUGAUCAAGGCGUUUUCUCAGACCGUCCAUGGUUUCUGGACGCAGCUCGUUAGGAACACAAACCAAACAGCCUUGUGCCCGGAGGGUACUACAAGUGGCAAGUGCGAAAGCUCACUUAUACCGCUCAACCAUACCUUCGUCGUUCCUGGCGGCCGUUUCCGCGAGCAAUACUACUGGGACUCUUACUGGAUCAUACAAGGUCUCAUCGAGUCGGAGCUGUUCUCCACUGUUAACGACACGCUCCAGAACUUUAUGGAUGAGAUCGAGAAUUUCGGAUUUAUUCCGAACGGAGGCCGGAUUUACUACUUGGAUCGCUCUCAGCCUCCGCUGUUCAUCCAUAUGCUCUCGGACUAUGUUGCGGCCAGCAAUGACACGUCCAUCCUGAAACGCGCAUUGCCACUGGCUGAGAAAGAGCUCAAGUGGUGGGCGGACAACCGUACGUUGAACGUCACCAGCCCGUUCACAAACCGGACGUACGCCAUGGCGCACUAUGCGGUGAACAACUCUGCCCCUCGUCCUGAAUCAUACUUGGAAGAUUACCUGACCGCGAAUGAUCCUACCUUGUCAACGCCCCUGACUGAGCAGGAGCGUGCUGACUUGUAUGCCGAGCUCGCGUCCGGUGCGGAGACUGGUUGGGACUACUCAAGUCGCUGGAUGGCGCAGCCUCUUGCUGGCGGCAGCAACAACACGAACCCGGCACUGCGUACUCUGAACAUCCGCAAGACUAUCCCCGUCUGCCUGAACAGUAUCCUUUACAAGGCACAUACUUUGCUUGCGGACCUGUACUCCACGCAGAAGCAGAAUUCUUCAGCGACGACCCAUCGCUCGACCGCUAGCACCUUCCGCGCUGGCGUGCUCGACCUGUUCUGGGACUCGUCCAAGCUCGCAUUCUACGACUUCAACCUCACUUCGAACGCUCGCAACAGUCUCUUCACGAGUGCAACGUUCUACCCCCUGUGGAACGGGAUCAUUCCCGACGAGGUGCUCUCUUCCAGCACGAACGCCUUCGGAGUGUUCGCUGCGCUUAACAUGGUGCUCAACCGCUACAACGGCACAUUCCCCGUCACUUUCCUCGAGAGCGGGCAGCAGUGGGACGCUCCGAACGCAUGGCCGCCGCACCAGCACAUCGCGCUCCAGGCUCUGCGUGCGCUCCCCGCCAACGUUACUUCCGGCGCGCUUCCCACGCCCGCAGCAGGGAAUUCGACGUUCGAUCUGCUCCCUUCCGGCCAGAUCGGUGUGGACGAGGCUGCGCUCCCCGGGCAACUCAUCAGCGGCACGGGCGCGAACGCCACGAAGACCGGGAAUGGGGCGGAUAUCAACACGCUUAACGGCACUGUCGUCAACGGCGGCAACGCCACCAGCGGAGAGGGGUGGGCUGCGGCGCUGCAGAGGCAGCUUGCGAACCGCUACGUCGCGAGCACACUGUGCAGCUGGCAUGCGACCGGUGGCCAGAUCCCCAACCUGCUUCCCAGGCUGUCUGACCAGGAGCUGAAUGUCACCCAGAGCGUUACCAAUACCGGCAAUAUGUUUGAGAAGUUCUCGACGUCGGACAUCGACUCCGCUGGUCGCGGCGGCGAGUACACGGUACAGGCCGGCUUCGGAUGGACUAACGGUGUCCUUCUCUGGGUUGCAAGCACGUACGGAGACGUUCUCGUCGCCCCGCAAUGCCCGGAUCUUCUAGCGCAAGUCCAAACGACGACUUCGCCGACGACGACUGCGUCAGGAGCCGGGUCGUCGUCGACAAGCGCGGGCAAUACGGUGAACAACGCGGCGCCGGCUUCCAGCGCUGUCUCGUUCUUCACGGUCCUCAUGGGCGUCGCCAUCGCCGCGCUGCUGAACCUGUGAUCGUGAAGGUGACGAUCCAAAAGCUGCAAGGCCUCGCUGCCUUGCAUAUUGCCAUGAACGAGUUUGGAACGGACUGACGACGAGAUGAUGUACCAUAUUGUGACGCGACUUACGGAAUUUACGCAUUUCU